Messenger RNA from Cryptococcus amylolentus CBS 6039, 1247 nucleotides. RefSeq lists its product as hypothetical. The transcript is spliced from 7 exons. Gene Ontology annotation, cellular component: cytoplasm. The coding region runs from base 110 to 1102 and encodes 330 amino acids. The record is from RefSeq and is a predicted model, not a curated record. Lineage: Eukaryota; Fungi; Basidiomycota; Tremellomycetes; Tremellales; Cryptococcaceae.
UACCACCCAGAAGUAUAUAUAUAUACCAACACCAUGUGUCAGUCAAUCCCCCAUCUUACCUACCAGCUCACUCUUUACCAAUCUAAUCCAAUCUUCGAAAUCAUUCAACAUGUCUUCCACUGUCAACGUCGCGGGUCACCAGGUCGGCCGUAUGGGUUACGGGCUGAUGCAGCUCACUUGGACCGCGAAACCCGUCCCUGAUAUCACUGCUUUCGCAGCUAUGAAAGCUGCUGCCGAUCACGGAUCCACUUGCUGGUCCUCUGCGACCUUCUACGGUCCGCCUGAUGACCGUUUUGCAAACCUCAAGCUCAUUCGUCGUUUCUUUGAUACAUACCCAGAGUACAAAAACCAGGUUGUUUUGGCAGUCAAGGGUGGUGUCGACUUCACCUCCCGUGGUCCGGUCGGUGACGACCUUGAUUUCCUUCGUGACGAGCUCAAGACUUCCAAAGACAUUCUUGGCGACAAAGCUAUCGACGUCUUUUCCGUUGCUCGACUCCCCAAUUCCCCUGUGGAGGAUGUCUUCAAGGGCCUUGUGACUUUGCAGAAGGAGGGCUGGUACAGUGCCAUCGCCGCCAGUGAAAUGUCUGCCGCUUCUCUCGAGAAGGCUUCCAAGAUCACCCCUAUUGCCCUCAAUGAGAUCGAAGUCUCCCUGAUCUCCUAUGAGCCCUCCAUCCGCGCUGCCAUCGCCUGGUCGCAGACCAACAAGGUCCCCUUCUUCGCCUACUCACCCCUCGGCCGUGGCUUGCUCACACGGACCUACAAGACCCCCGAAGACGCCGCCGGUCAGGUGGCCGGUCACAUCCCCAGGUUCCAGGGCGACGCUUUCUAUGAAAACAUGAAAUUGGUGGAUCUGGUGGAAGAGAUUGCUGGCAAGAAGGGAGUCAAGGCAGGGGAGUUGGCGCUCGCUUGGGUUUAUGGAACUUCUGACUAUGCUGUCCCUAUCCCUGGAUCGUCCAAGCCUGAGCGCGUGAUCGAAAACAUCAACGCUGCCAAUAUCAAGUUGACGCCCGACGAGCUCAAAGCCAUCUCCAACCUUCUCGAGACUUUCGAGGUCAAAGGAGGCCGAUAUGCCGACCAUGCUAUCGCCCACUUGAUGAAGUAAAGGAAGAAAUACUUUUAGGCCGCGCUCAAGACCAAGACUGUGUAUGAUUGAACGCUUGGCCACAGCAAGUGAGAUGACCACAGGCAGCACCGAUAGAAUGCAUCAUAUGUAUAUAGAUUCUAUGUAGAAGCAAAGCAUAGCAAAC